Messenger RNA from Candidula unifasciata, 588 nucleotides. Lineage: Eukaryota; Metazoa; Mollusca; Gastropoda; Stylommatophora; Geomitridae. The record is from the annotation of a GenBank genome assembly.
AUGUUGCAUGAUCUAGUUGCUGAAUGUGCUACGAGACAUCCAGAUGAAGUGUGUCUUAUCUUCGACUCUGGGCAUAGCGAGGCAGGCAGCCAGGAGAGGAUCACAUACUCUCAGUUGUGGCAGCAAGCCAUGGAGCUCCGAUCUGCUUUUGAAAGUCUCUCAAUCAGCAAGCAGAUUGUUGGUGUCUAUCUUGUGGAUGGGAUCAAUGUGCCCGCAGUACUUUUAGGGCUUUUAUCCAGCUCUUGUGCGUUUCAUCCAUUUAACAUCGAGGGACUAAACUAUACAUGUAAAGCUUUGAGACAAGCUAGAGCAUCGUGGAUUCUUGCACAUUCACAGUUAUCAAAGCAGCUAAAACCCUUGUUGACCCAACUUGAAGGAAUUGAAGUGCCAUCAGAUAAUCUCAGCAAGCAUGGGCUGCAGCUCUACAAGAUUGUUCCCAGUUCUGUGUCAUCAGUGUCCACAGGCCAGCAGUUUAACCUAGCCUACAGCAUCACCACGUCUGGCACUACAAGCACUCCCAAAGUGGUCCUUGUACCUCAUGCUUGCAUUGUACCCAACAUUAUAGAUCUCAGGCAACCCCAACUCUAA